UGCGGUUGCAGCUGCAGCAACAUCAGUAGCUACGCGCUUGCAACCGAUAAAAGUCGAAGGGUGCGAGGAGUGCUGGAAAUGCCCUUUUCUUUUCCUUUUGUCAACACAAACAUAUUUCAAAUAUUUUUAAUCUCAAGCUCAUAUUUUUCGUUUGCUUUAGUCGUAUACUUUUCAUUUUAAGCGACAAAAAACAUUUACACGUAACUAAUAUUAUAUUUUGGACCUCAUUGUUCUUUAAGGCGCAGUACAUCGAUAUCAGGUUUUUGUUUAAAUCUCCAAAAGAGGGGAAACACAAAGGUUACAAAUCACAACAGUGAUAUACAAAGGGGGGAUAGGGACUACUGCUACUAACGAGCAAUAAAUAGCAAUGCGGGCGAUUUCAACCAUUGUCUCAGCCACCGCGCUCGUCGCGAUGCAGUUUGACAGCUCCAACAUGUUUGCCUCCGCCGCGUGCAAUUUCGACAAGAUUUCCGUGGACACAAACCCAGGAUUCCAAAUCACGGUCAACGAUGACUACAAGCUUCUCGAAGAUACUAUCGCCAACGUAAAGUACGGACUGUACUGCGACAGCCAGCCUUUGGACGUCAAGAAUGUUGAUAAGUGGUUCAAGGUGCCCAUUGAGACUGCUGGCACUCGCGUGCCCAUCGCCUCGGGCUUCCUCGAGGCCCUCGGUUUGAGCGACAAACUGACUGCCGCCGAGUUGCCGACAAAUCUGACAAACAUCUGCCUGGACACAUCCAAAAUGAAGACGCUGGACAAGGCGAGCGGCAAAAUUAACAGCGACGUUGAUGUCAUCUUCAGUGCCGAUGCCGGCAGCGAUGGUGGCUCGUCAGCCCGUCUUCCCACUGAUGACAAACUGGCGCCACUGCAAAAGGCGGAGUGGAUAAAGUUUGUUGCUGCGUUCUUCAACGAGGAAAAGGCUGCCGAAUCGCUGUUUACCAGCAUAUCCGACAGCUACAACUGCCACCGCGCCAACCUGCAGUAUCUCAAGGAGCCAUCCCACGCCUACUGGGUACAGUACUCGGACAGCACCGGCGCGAACAGCUACAAUAUCAUCACAUCGGCGUACCAGAAGGAGCUGCUGGCUAGUGCUGGCGCCACCAGCAACACCAAGGAGGCGAUUAGCGAUCCGUCUGACGUGACCAAGUUCCAAGCUGCAAUCAAGGAUGCGGACAUUGUCAUUGACCAGUCAGAGCUGACAGACUACGGGCAGAGGGUCACCGAAUGGUACAAGAACUUUGGCUACACGGACCCGCAGAACUCGGGCGUCAACUUCCUUAUGCAGCGCCAAAUCUACCGCACUGACGGGUACACCAGCAAGUCGGGCAUCAGCAACUUCCCAGAGUUUGGGUAUGUGCGUCCCGAUCUGGUGCUUCAGGACAUUAUUUCCGUGCUUGAGCGCACUUACAACCCGGACUAUACACCCCGCUGGUUGCUGUGGUUGGGAGGGACCAACGAGAACACCGACAUCAUUGGCGAGGACAACUACAAGUGCGGCAGCAGUAGGUGGCUGUCGACUGUGAAUAAGUGCACGUCCCGCACGGACUUUGACGGCACCACGCCUUCGGACGACACCACAGAUGAUUCUGAAGACAAGGAAGAUGACAAGGAAGAUGACAAGAAUGAUGACAGCAAGAAUGAUGACAGCAAGAAUGAUAAUGACAAGUCUUCUUCGGGUAGUGGACGCGCGGGCAAGAUCGCCGGCGGCGUGAUCGCUGGUAUUGCCUUUAUCGGCCUGUCCUUUGUUGGAGUCCACUACUUCAACAAGCACCGCCGUCAUGUGCGCCUCCGUGCCCUCAGCCAGGGCGAGUACGGCGACAACAUUGGCCUGCGCGAGGCCGGCCGCUUCAACUAGAAAUCUGCUUAACUUACAAUUUAUACACACAUUUGUUUGGUUGUAUAUCAUUUCAAUACAAAAAUC
Molecule: messenger RNA, 1921 nt
Organism: Kickxella alabastrina
Lineage: Eukaryota; Fungi; Kickxellomycota; Kickxellomycetes; Kickxellales; Kickxellaceae
Exons: 1
Coding region: 368-1855 (495 amino acids)
Source: RefSeq, a predicted model, not a curated record